Molecule: messenger RNA, 1827 nt
Organism: Musa acuminata AAA Group (dessert banana)
Lineage: Eukaryota; Viridiplantae; Streptophyta; Magnoliopsida; Zingiberales; Musaceae
Product: cyclin-D3-2-like
Exons: 3
Coding region: 217-1173 (318 amino acids)
Biological process (GO): mitotic cell cycle phase transition; regulation of cyclin-dependent protein serine/threonine kinase activity
Cellular component (GO): cytoplasm; nucleus; cyclin-dependent protein kinase holoenzyme complex
Molecular function (GO): cyclin-dependent protein serine/threonine kinase regulator activity
Source: RefSeq, a predicted model, not a curated record
AAGAAAGAAGGCAGGCAAGCGAUGGCAAAACAUGGAAUGAAUGAAUAAAACGGCAGCGGAUGGUGUAAUGAAACCUCAACCUCUCCAUGGAGGAGAAGAGGGAGAAAACCUGAGUGGAAUGGAGAAGAGGAGCACCGUCUCCCCCUCCUCCUACGACUAGCUAUAGAAGAUAGCCGAGAAGAAAGCUUGGUGUUAGCAGAAGAAGAAGAGGAGCAAAUGGAAGCAGUGCUGCCGCUUGCCGAGGACGAUUGGGUGGAGGUGCUUCGUUCUCUCGCGGCCAAGGAAGGGGAGUCCUCGCUCGAGCUCGAGCUCGCCAGUGACGAUGGCGGCGGCUGCUACCUCCGGUCGGCGAGGAAGGAUGCGGUGGAGUGGGUGUCGCGCGCUGCGGCGCGCCACGCCUUCUCCCCCCUCACGGCGGUCCUCGCCGUGAACUACCUCGACCGCUGCUUCCUCUCCCGCGCCGCGGGCGGUGGGCUCCGGCUCCAAGACGACAAGCCAUGGAUGGGGCGUCUUGCGGCCGUCGCUUGCCUCUCCCUGGCGGCAAAGGUGGAGGAGACGCGCGUCCCUCUCCUGCUCGAUCUCCAAGCAGAGGAGGGGAAGUACGUGUUCGAGCCGAGGACCAUAAGGCGGAUGGAGCUUCUGGUUCUCGCCGCCCUCCGCUGGAGGAUGAAUCCCGUCACCCCCCUCUCAUUCAUCCACCACCUACUCCCCCGCCUCCGUUCUAAGGAUAAGAACGCCAACACCGAUCCCUCCGCCGCCACCGGCAUUGCCACGGCUCGGAGGUGUGAAGCGGCUCUCCUGUCGGCAAUAGCUGAUUGGAGAUGGGUUCAGUUUCCUUCAUCGGUCUGGGCAGCGGCGGCACUACUCCAAGCGUCCGCGGUGGCGGCUCAAGAAAGCCACUGCCUCAUCUCCCUCCUCAACGUCCCAAUGGCAAAAGUGGAAGAAUGCCAUCAGCUAAUGCUGGAAUCAGCGAGCGCCGCCAUUACCGGACACAAGCGCAAGCAUUCGUCUUCCGUUUUCCACUACUGUUCAUCGCCACCGAGCCCCAUUGGGGUGGUCGGCUCCUGCUUCGGCAGCGAGAGCUCAAGCGACUCCCAGGCGAUGCGGCCGCCAUCACCCGCGGCACAUCCUCUCCAGAAGCAGAUCAAUGGCAGUGAGAGAGGAAGGUGUUGAUUCUGUUGGAGUACAAGUAUCAUCUGUGCCUUCCAUCUCUGCCAUUGCUCUGAGUUCCUGGGAGCAAUUUUAGUUGGCUUUUGAGGUGGUAGCUAUGGAGAAGAAGAAGAAGAAGAGAUGGGUGGCAUUGUUCUUUUCCAAUUCCCAACUGUAGCAGUGCUCCUCUUUCCUACUGUUCGGAUAGCUACUAGUUCUCUUGGCCCAGUUCUCAUCAAUGCUUUGCUCUCUCUCUCUCUCUCUCUCCACGAAGAAACCCAACGUCGAAGCCCGUCUCAGCACUCCAAAGACUCUUGAAUCCACACCACCUAAUACAACUAAAGCACCUUAGUCCUCCCUCUUAACGACAGUGCUUUUCUCCAACUUUUCCUCUCAAUCUAAGAGACCUGGUUUAAGCAGAAAAGCUUCCUUUAUUCCAUUACAGGUCAUUCCUCGAGCAAAUAAUAAAAAGGCCAAAGGACUCAAGCAAAGAGAGAGAGAGAGAGAGAGAGACUACUGUGCUCCUUUUGUUUUCUUCUCUUUGGGACUUACCGUGAAGAGGAGUGGGAUGGGCAAAGCCCACCAACUGAAACCAUCUUUUCCUCCGUAGUAGAAGAGUCUGCAAUGGACUGAGCGGAGCUUUGCAGCAGUCAACACACAAAUGCCUCCUUGGAACCG